AUGGCAGCAGGAGUGGCCGCCUGGCUGCCGUUCGCCCGCGCGGCGGCCAUCGGCUGGAUGCCGGUGGCCAGCGCGCCCAUGCCGCUGCCCCCGAAGGAGAAGCGGCGCGGGAAGGACGGGCUCAUCGUGCUCAACGUGAGCGGCACAAAGUUCCAGACGUGGCGGGACACGCUGGAACGCUACCCGGACACCCUGCUGGGGAGCACGGAGCGGGACUUCUUCUUCCACGAAGAGACCAACGAGUACUUCUUCGACCGCGACCCGGACAUCUUCCGCCAUGUCCUCAACUUCUACCGCACCGGGAAGCUGCACUACCCGCGGCAGGAGUGCAUCGCCGCGUACGAUGAGGAGCUGGCGUUCUUCGGCAUCAUCCCGGAGAUCAUCGGGGACUGCUGCUACGAGGACUACAAGGACCGGCGGCGCGAAAACCAGGAGCGCAUUCAGGACGACGAGGAGAUCGAGCAGUCCAAUGACCUGAUUGCCGUGGACAUGAGUUUCCGGGAGAGCAUGUGGCGCGCCUUCGAGAACCCGCACACCUCCACCAUGGCGCUAGUCUUCUACUACGUCACCGGUUUUUUCAUCGCGGUGUCGGUGCUUGCCAAUGUAGUGGAGACGGUCCCGUGCGGCACCGCACCGAACCGUGUCAAAGUGAUGUCAUGCGGUGAGCGGUACGAGCUAGCCUUCUUCUGCCUGGACACUGCGUGCGUCAUGAUCUUCACAGUGGAGUACCUGCUCCGCCUGCUGGCUGCUCCAAGUCGCUACAAGUUUGUGAAGAGCGUGAUGAGCAUCAUCGACGUGGUGGCCAUCAUGCCGUACUACAUCGGCCUGGUCAUGACGGACAACGAGGACGUGAGCGGUGCCUUCGUUACGCUGCGCGUCUUCAGAGUGUUUCGGAUUUUCAAGUUCUCGCGGCACUCUGCGGGACUUCGCAUCCUGGGCUACACGCUGAAGAGCUGCGCUUCGGAGCUCGGCUUCCUGCUCUUCUCCCUCACCAUGGCCAUCAUCAUCUUCGCCACUGUCAUGUUCUAUGCCGAGAAGGGGAUGUCCGGGAGCAAGUUCACCAGCAUCCCCGCCGCCUUCUGGUACACCAUCGUCACCAUGACGACACUGGGGUAUGGUGACAUGGUGCCAAAGACCAUCAUGGGGAAGAUCUUCGGCUCCAUCUGCUCUCUGAGCGGCGUGUUGGUCAUCGCCCUGCCGGUCCCCGUCAUUGUGUCCAACUUCAGCCGAAUCUACCACCAGAGCCAGCGAGCCGAGAAGAGACGAGCACAGAAGAAAACCAGGCUUGCUAGAAUUGGUGCGGUGAAGAGUGGAGGUGCUAAGGCUUAUUUGCAGUACAAACGCAGCCGGCUGCUGAUUGACCCCGAGGAGGAGGCGUCCAAAGAAGCAGGACAGGCGCUGGUGUGUAAGGCCAACCCUAACUUUGAGGUGCAUCAUCACCACCUGCUGAACUGCCUGGAGAAGACCACGAACCACGAGUUUGUGGAUGAGAAAACAUACGAGGCCAGCUGCAGGGAUGUUACGCUGCUGAAGCAGGUGUCUCGUUCUUCCUCCAUCUCCUCCUCCUCAUCUCACGGCUUCAGCUCCUGCUGUGGCCGCAGGAAGAGGAAGACCUUCAAUGUCCCAAACUCCAACAUGUCGGUGGGUCUGCAGGGCAGUCUCCAGGAGCUGAGCACCAUCCAGAUCAGGGAGCGACCACUCACCAACAGUCGAGCCAGUCUCAACGCCAAAUUUGAGGAGACGGUUCCUCUAAACUGUGACCAGCCCUACAUCACCUCCGCCAUCAUCAGCAUGCCCACGCCGCCCGGCACCACCCCCGAAGGUGACGAAUCUACCAGCUCCACCGACUACUCCCAGGCCAACAUCGUGCGGGUAUCUGCACUCUAGGCCCCACCAAAACCCUCCCAAACUGCCACCCACUGCGCUGGAGGACGGCAGGAGGUGGGCAGUCUACGGCCCGAACAGACUCAGGGUGUGGUAGCUGCAUCAUGUGUCCACAUUUCAGACCUGCGUGGAGGAGCAGGUCGCACUACAACUAACUCUGCUUUGGACUCUGGUUGUUUUUUUAUUUCCUUUUCUUCUGGGAGGACUUUUCCUCCGUUACAAUGGCAGCAGCCUCACUGAUGCUUUCUGACUGAAGGUCAUCAGCGCUGUUCUUCCUGUGCUGUAUGUGGUUGAACUCUGGGCAGGUGUCGUUAUUCUGAAUGCUGGUUUAGUGCAGAUCUGAGCCACAGCGAUGAGAAUCGGAUCAUUCUGAGACAUGUUUAGCACAAAGACUGGCAGCUGGACCAGCUCUCCACAUCAUUACAUCAGUUACCUUCUAUCUGGGUUUGUCUGACUGCAGCUGGACGUUAGGCCCAGAAGCUCAGUCGGAGAUAACUGCACUUUUGUCAAGCUUUAAACUUUCAAAUCACCUGCACUGCUCUGAGUAGCUCUGCUGAGCUUCUUAAUUUAGGCUUAGAGGUCUCCAGCUGACUUUAACUUAUUUAUCUCCAGUCACUGGAAUUCACUUCCUGGGCUUGCAGCCUUUGUGCUGAACCUGAACCUGUAGAAAACAGGAUGAGACACCUGACUGAGGGUUUCUAUCACACGUUAUACCACGGCCUCGAGCCCGUCCAGACCCUCCAGUGACCCUCCAGUGUCUGCAGAAA
Archocentrus centrarchus (flier cichlid) is the source of this 2651-nucleotide messenger RNA. Its product is annotated as potassium voltage-gated channel, Shal-related subfamily, member 2. Gene Ontology annotation, cellular component: neuronal cell body; voltage-gated potassium channel complex; postsynaptic membrane. Gene Ontology annotation, biological process: potassium ion transmembrane transport; action potential; protein homooligomerization. The record is from RefSeq and is a predicted model, not a curated record. Lineage: Eukaryota; Metazoa; Chordata; Actinopteri; Cichliformes; Cichlidae. The transcript has 6 exons. Bases 1 to 1887 code for a protein of 628 amino acids. Gene Ontology annotation, molecular function: protein binding; A-type (transient outward) potassium channel activity.